This is a messenger RNA of Vitis riparia (riverbank grape), 894 nucleotides long. RefSeq names its product transcription factor MYB30-like. Lineage: Eukaryota; Viridiplantae; Streptophyta; Magnoliopsida; Vitales; Vitaceae. The record is from RefSeq and is a predicted model, not a curated record. The transcript is spliced from 3 exons. The coding region runs from base 75 to 692 and encodes 205 amino acids.
UAUGUGUGUGCAUAUGGCAUUGAAGUUGGGCAUUUGAAGUUGGGAUAUAGGUUGAAGACAAGGUAUCAAUUAAGAUGGUGAGGACUCCUUGUUGUGAGAGUAUGGGACUGAAGAAGGGGUCAUGGACUCCUGAGGAAGAUCAGAUCUUAGUUUCUCACAUUCAGCGCCAUGGCCACGACAACUGGCGGGCUCUCCCCAAAGAAGCCGGGUUAAUGAGAUGUGGAAAAAGCUGCAGGCUUCGAUGGACGAACUACUUGCGCCCAGAUAUCAAGCGAGGAAACUUCAGCAAGGAAGAAGAAGAAACCAUCAUCAAGCUCCAUCAACUUCUUGGAAACAGGUGGUCUGCCAUAGCAGCUAGACUACCAGGAAGAACAGACAAUGAGAUAAAAAAUUUCUGGCAUUCCCAUCUCAAGAAGAGACUGAAACACAAGUUGGCCACCCUAGACACAAUUCCCAAAUGCAAAAUGGGGGAUGCAAGAAGAUCAAAGACUGCAAAUAUGCCGAUGGACCCGAGAAUUGAAAGUCCAGGCCAUGCACCAAUCUUGCCAACCCAGCUCCUGUCAGCUACCACAGCUGGUUCGGCAUUGGAAGCUGAUAGUAUUAAUGGUUCCAGUGCAAAUAGCUGCAAUGUGAAUGAUGAUUUGGUUUUUUGGUACAACCUCUUCAUUAGAAGCGAGAGAGAAACUACCUAGUCUACUGCUUGCAAAAUCUACAUUAUAUUUUCUUACUGCACUCAGUUUCCACAGUUAGAACAGAAAUGCAAGGAGAAGUUGGUUGAGAAAGGACCAUCUGUAUGUAUUAUUGUAGAAUUUGUGUCAAUUGCAGCUGAAUGAUUUUAAUGUAAACAAUGCUGCUCGACAAAAAGGACAAAAUAUUGUUUUAUUAUUAUUAUUA